Parus major (Great Tit) is the source of this 7483-nucleotide messenger RNA. RefSeq names its product basic leucine zipper ATF-like transcription factor (gene BATF). Bases 6663 to 7040 code for a protein of 125 amino acids. Lineage: Eukaryota; Metazoa; Chordata; Aves; Passeriformes; Paridae. The record is from RefSeq and is a predicted model, not a curated record. Gene Ontology annotation, cellular component: nucleus. The transcript is spliced from 5 exons. Gene Ontology annotation, biological process: regulation of transcription by RNA polymerase II. Gene Ontology annotation, molecular function: RNA polymerase II cis-regulatory region sequence-specific DNA binding; DNA-binding transcription factor activity, RNA polymerase II-specific.
AAUGGGUCCAUGUGCAUCCCAUGCUCACAUGGAGGCAUCAUGCUCCUUCUGGGCUCAGGAAAUUGCUCUGUGGGCAGAGCUGGGCGCGUCACUUAUCCCCACUUCAGGGCAUGAGUCUCCCCACACCAUGCAGCUGGUGGGGUUGCCAGGGUAAUCUCCCAGGUGGGUGUAGGAGGCAGGCAGGGCAGCUGCUGUCAGAGGUGUAGCCAGGCCCAUGGGCAGGGAGCUUGCCAUCAGCAGCUCUGUCACCAACACUUUCCAUAUGAAGGAAAGAUCCUUCCCUGCAGCCAAGAGUUCUUGCUGGUCAGGGCCACUGGCAAGGGGUGGCACCUAUGACAUCAUGGCUGGAGUUUGCCUUUUCUCUGCAUCUGAAUCCCCAGGAGCAGAAGCCUUGUGAGCACCUGUCAGCUCAGGCUGACUCCUCCACUGCAACCGAGUUGUAGUUCCAGGCACAGCCAGUGCCUGUGAUGCUUCUCCAAGCCUCAGUGAGCCUGUGACAGCCUCGGUGGUUCUGCCUGCAUGCAGCUGGGUCUCCUGCCCAGCACAGACAUUUCAGCUCCUCAUCACACACCUGGAGAGAAGAUGGUGAAGGAGCUGGUGCUGAGGCUGGCAGGGAGACACAGAGCAGCUCACAAAGGCUGGAAUCAGGCUUUGCAGCCCACACAACACCUGGGGCUGAAUUUGGGCUGAAGAUGCAGUGUGUGGCUGUGGGAUGAGAGAGCUUAAUGAUGCUUAGCCUUUGGUUUUGUCUGUCAGGGUGAGCAAGAAAUUAUUCCCAAUUAUCUAAAGUGAUGGGCUAAUUUGGUGGUGAAAAACCCUCCUUCAGAUGCCUUGCUGCAGAGUUAAAGUGGGUUUUCUUUGGUUUGGCUUUUUAAAGUGGAGUGACCAACUCAAGUAGACCUCAGCCCAGGGACACACUUGGUGGAGCAGGCAGCGGUAUGACUGCCUGUGCUGAUAAUUUCUUUUCGAGCAAAGUCUACCCAGGGGGUAGGGAGUGAGCCCAGUUGUACUAGGAUGGCUUUAAUGCUGAUUAAAAACAUCUGCUAAGGGGUUUAUUGAACUUCAGUCACUUCCAAGAAGGAAGGAACGACUUUCCUCUCUCUCCAGUCCUGUGUCCUGCAGUGCUUGUGCAGAGCAUAAGUGGGGUGCCAUGGGGACUGGAGAAAGAUUAGGGCCUAUGGAGAAGGAAAAGCUUUUGCUGCUCAAGGCAGGAGGUGAGUCACUGUGGGUAAGACUGACAGCUCUGCAUCCCUGUCUAAUUAAGGGACUCUGCUAGACAAAAAAGUCCUGUGUUAGCAAGGUGAUGGACUUUUCCAGCCAUGGCUCCCAGCAUUGCGAUCUGGAGCUUCUAGGAAAUACCAGCAUGAAGCUACUUCCAGAAGCCCACAUGGGUUUCAGCAAAAGCAGAGUUUGGGUCUGUUUGACAAGAGGGUUUCACUGCAGCCUGUCACAUCUCAGAUGAAGCUUCAGGAACAGGAUCGUUUGCCAGUAACCACCACCUUGUGCUGAUGUUAUCUAGUUUCUGCAGAAUGAACCUGCUGAGUUGUCAUCUGUGACACUGUCAGGGGAAGUCCUGACUCCUGACACUGCAGUUCCUGCCUCUGCUUUGCCAUGGCCCCAAUUCCAGCAGCAUCAUCUGGGCUGGUUGGAUUUGCUGGAUACCUGCUUGUGCUGAAAUGUCAUGGGGUUGUCAGAAAGAACUGGGCAGCAACGCUGUGAUGCAGGCCUGCAGGCUCCCAAAUCCAAUGGAGCCACUAGCAGGCUAACAUGUAGUUUCUGCAUGAAGAUAAAAUGGCUACUGGCAGCUCAUCUCAAGGUGGUGCUGAACGCUUGGUGACCAGACAAGCAGCAAGAGAGGGUUUGCUCUAGAGCUAAUGUGUGGGUAUUGGCAAGUGCCUCUCGGUAUGUGGGCUACUGACUUCUGACAGAGGCAAACUCCGUGGGUGCCAAGCAGAGGCAUUGCUGCAUUUUGCAGGUGUUUGCCAAGUGAGGCAUCCCUUUUCUUCUGUGCAGACCUUCCCUGGAGUCAGUGACCUCUCUAGCUCCAGACAGCAGGUAAUGGAUGAGUUGCUAAGGUGCUGGUGCGUGCUGGCACUGCUGUAUGAUGGGACAGAAUGAUGGCACACCAUGCAGCCAGUGUAACAAGCUGGCAAAGCCAAACUCACUGGUCCAAACAAACCCCCUCAGCUGCAUGUGCAAAGUGUUCUUUGUGUCUGCAAAGUGGAUGCAGGCACCUGUUCUGCUCUCUGUUGAAUACCUGCAGGUUGAUGGAUCAUAUGCACAAGUUUUAGGAGCAAGGCAAGCAGCCAAUGUACCCCAUGUGACAUGGAGCCUCAUUCAGACAGGACUUUGGAGCAGCACAUUUCUUCAUCUGACAGCAACCAUCUGCUGUGGCUGCAAGGUCCCACACUGCUUGGCGGCUGAGUUUGCAGGCUGGGGUAGCAGCACCUCUGCAUUUCUCCCAGCCAUGCUCUGAGUGUGCCUAAGUGCCAGCUGGCACUUGGAUGGUUUAGAUGUGAGUGCCAAAGCGUUCAAGGCUGUGCUCCAAAUUCCAGAUAGAACUACCUGGUAGGUGCCUCUCAGUGUGCAGCAGUGGGGAAAGGAGGAAGACUGCAUGAGGAAUGGGAUAAAGAAGAGUAGAUUCAUCCUUUAUAACUGUAAUGCCAUGGUAGAUAGGGGGAAGCUUCCCUGGGCUGCUGUGUUUGCUUCUGUCUUCCCUGCUGUGAAAUCAGUAGACAUCCAAAGAUGGGUGCUGACCUAAAUUAGGGCUGCAGGAAAAUUUCCCUAUGUAGGGACUAAAAGUCCCACUAGUUUAGAGUGGAAACUAGCGAAAUGCCGCGUGAUAGAGAUGUGCAGAGCAAUUCCUGGCUUAGAGAUAAGUCUGUUCCUCUGCUCACCCCCUCACAAGAUGUUCAAAGAAAUGGAAAGACAACUCAUUUCACACUGAUAAACUGACACACUUCUCACAGAGCCAGCAAAUUGGUUUGUGCAGGUGGACAAGAUGCCCUCCUGGCCAGCAGUUUCAGAUGGCUCACAAAGGAUCAGGUAUUGAUAUGAAAAACAAGGAUACUCAAAAGUGAAGUAAAAAAGUUUGGCUUAAAUAAGGUAAAAGAUGACAUGAUUCUUGGACACCUACUUUGGGGUUCAGGUAAAGAAUGGUGGCAAGCAAUUUCUAUUUUCCUGUCCCUUCUUUGAAACCAAUUUUGGCAUUAUUAGUGACACUAGGAGGACCAAGUCUUCAAGUCAGGGCCUUGUACCAUCACUGCUGACAUGGCUUACGUUGUUGGCAGCCAGAUACAAAACUGUAGGAAAAGUAGCCAUGUCCCAGGAGGUUGAUUACACAGCACCUCUCUCUUGCCAGUGUACCAAAAUGCAAGGAUGGAAAGCACAGGAUUGAUGAUCAUCUGAAACUGCUCCCUCUCCCUCCCUCCAUCUGCUGCUCUAAGCCCCCUGGGGAAACUUGUGGGACUUUGCAAGCCCUCUGAAAUAGCCAGCAGUAAGCGAGUCCUCCCUUGGUGUUUGGGUGUUUGACCAUGGGCCUCCUUCCUUGUGUUUCUCUCAAAAAGACAUAGAAGAGCCCUGGGGGCUCUGGGGUAUGGACCAGGUUUGGGUCAGGGGCUCAGCCCUACUGCUGCCUCCCUCAGCAGCCUGAUUUGUGACUCUGGAUUGUCUUCCAGAGAGCUGGCAUCAGGUGAGAGCUGUGUGUGCCAGGGUGUGACAGCACGUGCCAGUGCACUGUCCAGGCUGAUGGGGCUUACACCCAUUUGUGUGUUUUGGUAACUCUGCAGUGUGCUUCUGCCAUUCAGUGCUACUUGCACCGGCACCAAGUGUGCCUGCACAGCUUCCCUGUCCCCUCCUUCACAGCCACUCUGCCCCACACUGCCUGUCCUCCUCCAUGCUGCCUCCAACUGGGCUCCAGCACUGCUUGUACAAGCAUCACACAAGCCUGGGCACAAGCUCACUGCAUGUCAGCCUGUCAGCGCAGCUGCUUGUGCUGAACACCUCCUCCAAUCAUGCUGCGUGAGCUGAAGGAUUUGGGAAGCUCUUGUUCCUGCCAAAUGGGGUGGAGAGAAGGGAAAACUGGUGUACACACCCCCGUAAUCCAAAAGUGAAGCAGAUCCCAUUGGGGUGAAAGUACAAUACUAGCAUGAGUGUUGUUCACAGCCAUCUCCUGCCGAGGUGGGUGUCUCAGAGUCUAUCUGCAAGAACAUGUCCUAAAUAAGCUGUAUUCAAUCCUUGUGAGUCUUGAACAUGUUUUGUGGUGAUGGGUGCUGUUGAAGGAUAUUUUCCUCUAAAUGGAAUCAUGAAGCAGCAAUGUAAUACACUCAAGAGUCAUGUAUUAAUUUUAGAGACACCAUCCACCCCCAUGCCAUGGAUCAUGGAGUCAGCCAAAGUCCUGUGAACAUCAAAUCCUCCAUCAGGCAUUGUUCGUCCCCUGGGAGCACAAUUUGUGCUGCUCCAUUGUUGCGGUUAGAUUCACUGCAGCAGUAGCAGAGUCCCAAGGUUGAGUCCUGCUGCCACCAUGGCCAGGCUGAACAGCCACGUGUGCCUCUCCUGCUCUUAUAUUGCCUGGAAAUGGACACUCUGGGAAGCACAAAGGAAGCUGGGGCCAUGGCCCCCUGCCAUCACCAGUAAAUCUACCCCUGGGUGGAUCAGCCCUUCUGGUUAAACGGGUCACUGCCCUUCCUCUUUGGGCCUUCCCCAUCAUCACCGAACGAGACUGCCACCGAGAUGAGUCAAACCGUCAGACAACAUCUGCAUCCUCCGCACACCACGUCCAUGCGCUUGGAUAGUUCAACUGGUGGGCUCAGCCCAGGCAGCGGAAGCAAAGAAACCCUGGUUGACUCGGGGGCGUCUGGUAGCUGAACCUUUACAGUGUCCCAAGCACAGCUGGGUGAUCUGGUUCAUUUUUGACUGAUCCCAGAAGGUAGACAAGGCCUGUGAGGACAGCGGUGAGAGAAGGUUUGGCCUUGAAUGGAUGUACUCUACCAGGGUUUGAGAUCUUCUGACCUGUAGACUCUUGUAAGAGUACAUCUGAGUAUUUGCUCAUGAGUUGCUAAGUCCUUGCAGGGAACAAAUUAGAGGUUGCUCAACUAAAUACACAACCAGUUGAUCUGCACAGGACAGGAGAAGGAGAAUGUGGUUCAACCCUUCAAAAUAGCCUGGAUUGAACUCUAAUAAUCGGUGUCUUGAGACUGAAAUUCAUGUAUGUGCAGGUCUGACCCUGCCAACCUCCUGUCAACCCUUCAGCUCUUGCCAGGCUUGGUCUUCCUCUCCAGAUGGACCCCAUCUACCUGGAGCUCAGUGUCCAUAUCUGGAAAGCUAGCACAUUUGGCAUUUUCUUUCUACAGUUUCCUUCUUUUAAAAUAUGGGCAGGAAAGAAAAAAAAAAAGCAUUACUAAUGACAUUCAAAAAAACCCACAUAAAAGUGGCAAAGCCAAGUACUGAAGACCUAGAAAUUUCCAGAAAUGGGUUUGCCCUCGCAGUCUAGCUUCAGCUGUCUUGUGCAUAUGAUCACUUCCUGCAUUUUACCCUGGAUUGGAACCUCUUUAGCACCCAGGCUGGACCUUGGCUGAAGGGAGCAAUAAGCUGGGCAGCUAGGCUUUCUAAUUUCUUAGCAGGGCUGAGAAACUCCUAUCAAGUCAGUGAAGCAAGAGACUGCAGAAAGCAAGGUGGUUCUCCUGGGUAGACAGCUGAUGCCUCCCUGGAGAGCUGGGUCUGUGUCUACCCCUGUCUUGAAGUUACUCUGUGAAUUGGUGAGCCACAUAAGCAAGAGCUUUCACAGGAGCAGCCGCACCUUCCUCAUUUCCCAAGCUGCUUUACAGAAGUGCUAAAGAUUUGCAGAUGCAGUCACAGACAUCAGGAUCUGGGGUUUGACUAAACGAAGUGCUAUAUAGUGCCAAAAACAUAAAAAAAAAUUAGAUCCUAAUUGGUUCAAAAUGUGUAUCCAAAAUUAAUGAGUACUUAUGACCUAAAUCUCUUUUGUCUUUUAUUUUGCACCUGUUAAAUAGGCAUAACUCCAUCCUCUCAUCCCUAACUCCGGACCUGAAAAGGUGGCUGAGAAAACAGCUUCAUUAAUAACCCUGAAGCACUCAGUGCUGAAGUGACGAGCGUUAGAAAGAGUCUGUGAAGAAAUGGAAAAGCAGAAUAUUGGAGCACACUGAUUUGAGGACAAGAUGAAGUUGAGAUCACACUAAGCCCAGACUCCAGAGUUUCUGCAGCCAUUCUGUCCUUGGAGAACAAGACUCCCUUCAGUAUUGCCUGCUGUAAUUUACAAGGGACAAGUACAGGACUGGUUGGCCCUGUCCUUCCCCUAAAAACCUCUGGAAACAUCCUUUCUCCAUCGAGCUGCUGGUAUGGCAGUAGCCUAGCACUGUUUCCGGCCACGUGACUUUCAGCUUACAUCCCUGAGGUUCUGAGAAACCACAGGAGGCUGAGACCUAAAGGGAAGGUGCAGAGGCUCUGAGAGGAGAGGCAGCGAAAGUGUCGGAGUGCUGCGCAGGAGGACAGAGUGCUUCUGGGACGGGUGAGAGCAGGGAGCCAAGGGCCACAUCAGAGGUGACAGAGGAGGACAGAGGAGAGGCAGAGAAGCAAGACUGAAAGCAGGCACACCAAGAGCACAAAGGAAGCUGAAGAGAACCUGGGAGCCAGGAACAGCAGCCAUGCCCCACAGCUCUGACAGCAGUGAUUCCAGCAGCUUCAGCCAGUCUCCCCCUCCCAGUAAGCAGGACUCUUCUGAUGACAUGAGGAAAGUCCAAAGGAGGGAGAAGAAUCGCAUUGCUGCCCAGAAGAGCCGCCUGAGGCAGACCCAGAAAGCAGACACACUGCACUUGGAGAGUGAGGACUUGGAGAGACAGAAUGCUGCCCUGCGCCGGGAGAUCAAGCAGCUGACAGAGGAAAUGAAACACUUCACCUCGAUGCUGAGCUCCCAUGAACCGCUCUGCUCCAUCCUGACAUCCCCUCCACCACCUCCAGAAGUGAUUUAUGCCACACACUCUUUUCACCAGCCCCAUAUUAGCUCCCCACGCUUCCAGCACUGAGCCAGCCAGCAGGACAGUAGCCUGCCAGCUCCACUGAUGCCAAGAAGUAACUUUGUGGGGCUUGCUUUUCCAUCCAUGGGAAGGAAUUGGACAGAUGGACACUCCUUCUUAAAGUAUGUAUUCUGAGUGAUUUUCCUAAGAGUUGCUCCCUGUGCAGAAAUGGCAGAGCCACCAUGAGGCAUAUUUGGACAGUUUCCAGCUUGGAUUCUGGGAGGAAGAGGCAGUCACAAAAGGGCACCAACCCCCUUCUCUGGUCCUUGCUUGGGGAGACUCACAGGAGUGUGCAGCACUGGCAGCCUCCAUAAGAGCAACUGGCUGUGGCACGCAACAGCCAGACCUCCAGGAAGAGGAAAGGGAGCAGGGGUGGAGGGGAAGGUUGGGGGCCACAGAGUGUCAGGGCAAAACUGGUUUAUUUUUGUAAAAUAAAGAUUGAAAAUGCUUAA